AUGCCACUUGUCAAAAAGGGGAACGAUGCUCUCCGGAUCGAUUUGGCGGCACCCGAGGGCUGGACGUUUGCUCCGGGUGACAGGGUCAUCGGCGACGUGGUUCGCUGUUCUCCCAUCGUCACUAGCAAUGCGGACCUAACAAUAUUUUUGAGAGGUCGUAUACAGACUGGUAGAUCAAGCGUGGGUAAUGGCUCGUUUCCAUCCCAACUGACCAGUGCGGCCAGCCAACCCGUUGCUUCCGAGCAGAUCCUGCUCGCCAAGCGGUACCCUAUUUUCCAAGGCCCCUUAUGUAUUCCCGAAGGUGGAAAUCCCAUUUCUUGGUCUUUUACGACAAAUAUUAGUCCCGAUCCCCCAAGAAGAGUGUAUGGGAAAUUCGAUGUCUCCUAUGAUUACCUACCAGGCACAACCAGUUCAGUUGGUCGUGGGGGCCUAGCCACGUCGACGGCGUGGAUAGAUUAUUAUCUCGAAGCUGAAUUGCGAUAUUGGCAAAAAGGCAAUGGCCAGAAUGAGAUCGAAAGAAAAAUUACUGCAAUCCAUCCAAUCAUAAUGCGGCAUCAGCCUCUUCAAGAAUUUCAGGAAUUUGGUAUCUCACAACAAAUAUUCAAGCGCAAAAUCCGAGGCCAUCAUUUACUCCCGGGUGUGGGUCAUUCCAGCUUAACUAUGAAGCAAAAGGCACGGCAACGCUUUGGUUCCUCCAAAGUGCCGGAGCUUUUCUUCCAAGUUGAGGUUUACACGCCGACCACCAUUCAGCUUGACAACUCCGCGGUUCUGCCCUUGAACCUGAUUAUUGUCCAAAAUGCCGAUACGAGCGAAGAGAUUAAGAAUGUUCCGAGAAAUGCUUUGAUCAAUUCAGUGGCACUUUAUAUCGAAACGUGCACCUUCGUCAAGUACCACGGAGCCUCUCUAGAAGCCGACUACAGCAAACCCACUAACUCUGCCUGUUCAACUCCUGCAAAGUCGGUCGGAAGCCACUCUUGCAUCCAGGACUUGCACCUAGAGGCUACAAUUCGCAGAAUAAAUAAUUUCCCUUUCGAGGUUCCUAUUGGGGAGGGAACGAUUGAUCUUGGGAGUGUUCUUCAAAUGACCCUCCGCUCCGAUGGGUUGACUGUCGCAGGAAACAGACUUCAGAAAGUGCAGCCACUAACUCCCAGCUUUGAUGUAUAUAACCUUCGAGUGAUGAACUGGCUCAAGGUGGAUAUAUCAGUCACAGUGGCAGACGAGACGUUUUUAUUAAGUGCAAAGGCACCUGUGACGAUAUUAGCGGCGGAAUAG
Messenger RNA from Penicillium odoratum, 1272 nucleotides. RefSeq lists its product as uncharacterized. NCBI's taxonomy places the organism in Eukaryota, Fungi, Ascomycota, Eurotiomycetes, Eurotiales, Aspergillaceae. The record is from RefSeq and is a predicted model, not a curated record. The coding region runs from base 1 to 1272 and encodes 423 amino acids. The transcript has a single exon.